CUCCCCGCGCCUGCGCGUCCGGUGCCGGCCGCCAUCUUGAGGUGAGGGGCGCGCUGAGGCGGCCGCAGCACUGCACAAUGGAGAACUAUAAGAAGACCAAAAUCGUGGAGAAGCCUUGUCCACUUCCUUUCACUGACCUGCCUGCUGAUAUUAUUGAGAUGAAAGUGAAGGAUGGGAGCAAAAUCAGGAAUCUGAUGGGCUAUGCCAUGAGCAAGAUGGAGCAGGAGUCGGUGAGGCAGAUUCUCUUCACUGGCUCGGGCAAGGCUGUCAGCAAGACCAUCACCUGUGUGGAAAUCAUGAAACGACGGCUCAAGGAGCUGCACCAGAUUACCAAAGUGCUCUUCAGGCAGAUCGAGGAGAUGUGGGAACCCAUCGUGCCCGAGGCAGGCCUUGAUGCCUUGACAGUGAAGAGGAACAUUCCUGCCAUAUGUGUCCUGCUCAGCAAAGAUCCCCUGGACCCUCAGGAGCCGGGGUACCAGGCUCCAGGAUCCUUUGAUGCCUUUUGGACUGAGACACUCACAGCAGAGUCCCAGGGCCAGAUGAAGAGGAAGCAGGGUGGGGGCCGGGGCACUGGGAGCACGGGGAAGCACCCGCGCUCCGCAGGGGCAGCGCCAGGGGAGCCCUGA
Molecule: messenger RNA, 626 nt
Organism: Empidonax traillii (willow flycatcher)
Lineage: Eukaryota; Metazoa; Chordata; Aves; Passeriformes; Tyrannidae
Gene: RPP25L
Product: ribonuclease P/MRP subunit p25 like
Exons: 2
Coding region: 78-626 (182 amino acids)
Biological process (GO): tRNA 5'-leader removal
Cellular component (GO): ribonuclease MRP complex
Molecular function (GO): RNA binding
Source: RefSeq, a predicted model, not a curated record